This is a messenger RNA of Lontra canadensis (Northern American river otter), 1660 nucleotides long. RefSeq names its product embigin (gene EMB). Gene Ontology annotation, molecular function: cell-cell adhesion mediator activity. Bases 180 to 1277 code for a protein of 365 amino acids. NCBI's taxonomy places the organism in Eukaryota, Metazoa, Chordata, Mammalia, Carnivora, Mustelidae. Gene Ontology annotation, biological process: homophilic cell-cell adhesion; axon guidance; dendrite self-avoidance. Gene Ontology annotation, cellular component: axon; plasma membrane. The record is from RefSeq and is a predicted model, not a curated record. The transcript is spliced from 10 exons.
GGACGCAGUGAGAGCGUCUCAGGGGAGGAGGGCAGGGCGGCCGGGCCCCUCCCACUCUGACUUUUGUCGCGUGUCCCGCCCCCGGGACCGGCAGCAGGCACCGGGCCACCGGCGAGUGUGCGCAGAAACUUCGGCCACCGACGGCGGUGCGCGAGGACCGCGGCUGACCUGCCGGCGCCAUGCGCGCCCUGCCCGGCCUGAGGGGGCUCCGGGGGCUCCGGGGGCCGCCGCCCGCGCUGCGGCUGCAGCUGCUCCUCCUGUGCCUCCUCGCCGGCGAGCGCCGGAGCUGGGCGGACGGCAACACUACAGCUUCACCUCUUACAAGUCUACCCAUCCCAGAAGUAAUGAUGACAAAAUACUCCAACCUUUCCUUGAAGAGUCAUAACAUCUCACUGACUGCUUCACCUCUUACAAGUCUACCCAUCCCAGAAGUAAUGAUGACAAAAUACUCCAGCCUUUUCUUGGAGAGUCAUAACAUCUCACUGACUGAACAUUCCAGUGUGCCAGUGGAAAAAAAUAUCACCUUAGAACGACCUUCUGCUAUAGAACUCACAUGUCAAUUCACAACUUCUGGGGAUGUGAAUUCAAUAAAUGUGACUUGGAAAAAAGGGGAUGAACAACUUAAGAAUUACCAUGUCAAUGCCACAGGAGGCAUCCUGUAUACCCAGUACAAGUUUCCCAUCAUUAAUAGCGAACAACUGGGAAGCUAUUCUUGUUUCUUUGAAGAGGAAAAGGAACGAAGGGGCACAUUUAAUUUCGGAGUCCCUGAAGUUCAAGGAAAAAAGAAACCAUUGAUCACUUAUGUGGGGGAUUCCGUUGUCUUGGUGUGUAAAUGCCAACACUGUGCUCCUUUAAAUUGGACCUGGUACAGUGGUAAUAGGAGUGUACAGGUUCCUCUUGAUGUUCACAUGAAUGAUAAGUAUGUGAUCAAUGGAACAAACGCUAAUGAAACAAGGCUCAAGAUAAUGCAGCUUUCAGAAGACGAUAAAGGAUCUUACUGGUGCCAUGCAAUGUUCCAGUUGGGCGAGAGCCAAGAAAGUGUUGAACUUGUUGUGAUAAGUUAUUUGGUGCCCCUCAAACCAUUUCUUGGAAUAGUUGUUGAAGUUAUUCUUUUAGUGGCUAUUAUUCUGUUUUGUGAAAUGCACACCCAAAAGAAAAAGAUGCAUACAGAUGAUGGGAAAGAAUUUGAACAAGUUGAACAGUUGAAAUCAGAUGAUAGCAAUGGCAUAGAAAAUAAUGCCCCUAGGCACAGAAAAAAUGAAGCUAUGAGCCAGUGAAAGCAAAACAUCGUGUCAAGAGUAAUGGGAAGAUGUAUAGUUUCUACUUCAGCUUUGUUUAUGUUUCCUGUGAAGAAUAUCUGAGUUUUUAUUUUUACAAGGAUGAAAAGUUUAUGCAAUAUGCUCAGCAGUAGUUUUGCAAUAAUACAUGCUAUCUCAGAUCCAAAGAUAUAUUUUCCUUCUGUGAUUAUUUAACAUUAAAGCAAGGUAAAUCGUAUUAAAUAUGUUCUAUGAGCUAUAACCCAGGAUAACUAAUUUCAUCUUGGUCAUCAAGGGAUGCACAGAGGAGAUACCAGCAAAACCAGUUAGUACUACAUAAACUAAUGUCAUUCAAGACCUGUGUAUAACCAAAGAAUUCAUUAAAGAGAAAACUUUUACCAUUU